Messenger RNA from Elaeis guineensis (African oil palm), 564 nucleotides. Lineage: Eukaryota; Viridiplantae; Streptophyta; Magnoliopsida; Arecales; Arecaceae. The record is from RefSeq and is a predicted model, not a curated record.
AUGCUCGACCAACAAUUGGACAACAAGAUAGAAAAUGCUGUCAAUAAUAAUAAUUCUUCGACGCCGCCUUACGAGGGGUUCAAUAGCAAGCCACCCUUCAUUCCAAGGAUCGUGCAGGAGUCACUUUUCUUGUACUUCAAAUUGCUUGAGCCGAAGGUCUACGAUGAGACUGUCGAUCCCAUCAUUCAUCUGGAGACCUUUAAAGCAGCAAUACUCCUCCAAGGAGCAUCGGACGCAAUCUUCUGUCGGGUGUUCCCUCCAACCCUUAAGGGGGCCGCUUGGCAAUGGUAUUCAAGCUUGAAGUCGGCCUCCAUCCAUUCUUUUGAAGACAUAUAUCGAUCUUUCGUUUGUCAUUUUAUUAACAGCCGACGACAACAGAAACAGUUUGACUACCUCUACAACAUCAAGCAAAAGGAGGAUGAGUCGAUCCGCACUUUUAUGAAUAGAUUCAAUAUGACGAUCUUGAAGGUCUGCAACUUGGAGCAGUCGACCACGAUGGCUGUGAUGAUGUAUGGCCUACUAAAGAAAGACUUGAAAAAGUCAUUGAUCAAAACUUAUCCUUAA